AUGUAUUUUUUAAAUUCUAAAGGUGUAAAAGGUGAUGCUGGUCUUCAACCAUUUCAAGAUGCUUUGGGUCGUGAAAUUCGAACUUUUGGAUUUCUUUUUUCUACUGAUGGACGCCGAAUAUAUCUACGAGGAUUGCCUGGAAGGCCUGGCCCGCCAGGAGAGAAGGGAGCUAGAGGACAUCCUGGCUUCCCGGGCCCAAUUGGGUUGGAUGGAGCACGUGGAUUACCUGGUCCAAUAGGAAAGUCAGGUCCAAAAGGCGAUAAAGGUGAACAAUGUGCACCAUCAAUACCCCAGGAAACUGUUAAAUAUGUUCAAAGUUUACCAAAUUCUGCUGGUCAUCAGCUCUCCCCACCUCCAGCAGUAAUUCAAGGACCUCCAGGUCCUCCUGGAUUGCCCGGCCCACCUGGUCGUUCAUUACCAGGACAAAAAGGAGAGCGUGGAUUGCCUGGAUUUGAUGGAGAGUCUAGAAUAGGACCUAAAGGCGAACCUGGAGUACCUGGCAAAACUGGACAUGUUGGCCCUAGAGGAGAGAAAGGAGAAAAGGGCUCUAUGGGGCUGCCUGGACGUGAUGGCCGUAAUGGGCAGCCUGGACUUGUUGGGCCUAGAGGAUUUCCUGGACCUAAAGGCGCGAAAGGUGAACCGGGAAUGCCUGGAAAAUCAUCAAUGGAAGCACCACGUCCUUUGCCUGGAAUGGAUCAUAAAUCACAAACAACAAUUAUUCAGGGUCCACCUGGCCCUCCAGGACCGCCUGGAGUUAAAGGCGAAAAGGGUGAUACUGGAAGUAUUGGCAAAAAAGGAAAAAAGGCACAUCUUCGAUUUUCUAAAGUUGUGCAAGGACCUCCAGGUCCACGUGGAUUGCCUGGCCCUGGAGGUGAAAAAGGAGAGAGAGGGGAAAUUGGACUUCCUGGAUUGCCUGGACAGCCUGCACCUCCCUCAUUUCCAACAGUUUUUACCGGUCCAAAUGCUAAUACUAAACAAGGCGCUAGAGGGCCGCCAGGACUACCCGGUCCUCCUGGCCUUCCAGGCCCUUCAGGUAAAACAGGCCCUCAAGGCACUAUUGGUCUGCCAGGCUCUCCUGGUCCGAUGGGCUUGCGAGGACCGCCUGGAAUUGUUGGCUCUCCCGGAAUUCCAGGUUCCAAAGGUGAUGUAGGCCCAAUGGGUUUACCUGGAAUGACUGGUGCAAAGGGUGAUCGUGGACCUAAAGGAGAUCAGGGGUUGCCAGGACUUGAUGCUCCUUGUCCACCUGGUCCAGAUGGACGUCCAUUGCCUUAUUGUGGAGAUCCAGCCCCAUUAACAGAGGUGAAUUUUAUUUAUUUUUUCAUCCGUCCUCAAUUAACAAAGCUUAAGAAUUUUUAA
Messenger RNA from Meloidogyne enterolobii, 1356 nucleotides. Lineage: Eukaryota; Metazoa; Nematoda; Chromadorea; Rhabditida; Meloidogynidae. The record is from the annotation of a GenBank genome assembly.